AUGGCGCCGGUGCUAGUGCUUGGUGCCAUUGUACUCAUGCUGAACCUUGCAUCUAUAUCAUCAUUGCAGCCUCACCACGGAUGCAAAACGCGUUGUGGUGACGUAGAGAUCCCAUAUCCAUUUGGCAUUGGUACCGGCUGUGCUAUCGAACAAGGCUUCGAGAUCAGCUGCAGCAGGACUGCCGAUGGGAUCGAGAGGCCAUUCAUAAAUUACUGGGAGGUUCUAAACAUCUCGGCAACCCGUGGUCAAUCCCGAGCUUUGGUAACCAUCCCGACGUAUUGCUACAAUUCUAGUACAAGAGAAAUGGGUGCCUACAUUUGGGGUUUCGAAUUAACUUGGCCCUAUCGGUUUUCGCACGUGCACAACAAGUUCAUAACCAUUGGUUGCAACACAAUUGGGUACAUCUACAACACCAACGGCAGGACAAGGAAUACAACAGGAUGUGUUUCGGUGUGCGGGAGCCCACAAGACCUGACAAAUGGCUCGUGCGUUGGUGUUGGCUGCUGCCAAAAUGUCGUUCCCAAGGGCUUAAUGGGCUACAAUGUCUAUUUCUAUGAUGUGGAUUAUGUCAAUACUUCAAAUAGUUGGUACUUCAACCCAUGCAGCUAUGCCGGCUUGGUGGAAACAGAGGCAUUUUUCUUCAGCUCCGAUUAUGUAACAACUACAAGGUUCAAUGAUACCUACAAGGGACGGCAGCCGGUGGUGCUUGAUUGGGUGAUAGGGAAUGCAACAUGUGAGGUGGCCCGUAGAAACAUGUCUUCCUAUGCAUGCCGUAGCGGAAACACCGUGUGCGUGGAUUCGUCCAACGGCCUAGGUUACCUGUGCAACUGCUCCGUUGGAUACCAAGGGAAUCUGUAUAUCUCUGGUGGAUGCACAGAUGUUAAUGAAUGUGAGCAGAGUCCAAGCCCGUGCCCCGAGUCCGCAACUUGCCAAAACACAGUUGGAGGAUACCAUUGUUCGUGCCCUUUUGGCAGCAGUUUUGCAAAGGAAACAAAUUCUUGCACCAAUCGCUUUAUAGGGGUUGUUAUUGGACUAAGCUCUGGCAUUGGAGCUCUAUUUCUUGCGUCGAUUUCAACUUUGUUGGUUCGGAUGUGGAAGAGAAGCACUAAAAGUAGAGUUCGAAAGGCACACUUCAGGAAAAACAAAGGCCUUGUCUUGGAACAGUUGAUCUCAUCUGAUGAAAGUGCCACACAUAGCACUAAAAUAUUUUCCUUGGAUGAGUUAGAAAAGGCAACAGACAAUUUUGACUCCACACGCAUUCUAGGCCUCGGAGGGCAUGGCACUGUUUACAAGGGGAUUUUAUCCGAUCAACGUGUUGUGGCCAUAAAAAAGUCCAAAAUGGCCGAUCAAAGAGAGAUCGAUCAAUUCAUAAAUGAGCUUGCAAUUUUAUCACAAAUCAGUCAUCGAAACGUGGUAAAACUUUUUGGAUGUUGCCUUGAGUCAGAGGUGCCUUUGCUCGUGUAUGAGUUCGUCUCCAACGGGACAUUGUCUGAACUUCUUCAUGGUGACCACCUGAGUGGUAGAAGCUUGUUAACCUGGGGCGAUCGUAUCAGAAUUGCUAGUGAGGCGGCAAGUGCUCUUGCUUACCUCCAUUCCGCUGCCGCAAUACCAAUCUUUCAUAGAGAUGUGAAAUCUACCAACAUACUCUUAACAGAUAACUUCAGUGCAAAGGUGGCAGACUUUGGUGCCUCGAGAUCCAUCUCCAUCGAUGAAACUCGUGUGGUCACAGCAGUGCAGGGCACAUUUGGGUACUUGGAUCCUGAGUAUUACCACACCGGCGAGCUAACCGAGAAGAGCGAUGUUUACAGCUUCGGUGUGAUAAUAGUCGAGCUUCUCACUAGGAAGAAGCCGGUCUUCCUCAACUCCCGGUGUGAAAAGCAAAACUUAUCUCAUUACUUUCUUCAAAUGCUACAAGAUAACACUUUGAUGGAGAUGGUCGAUGUUCAAGUUAUCGAGGAAGGCAAGAAUAGACAGAUCGCUGAGAUGGCUGCCCUUGCGAGGGUGUGCUUGAGGCACAGAGGAGAAGAGCGGCCUACCAUGAAAGAAGUGGAGCUUAGGCUGCAGCUCCUGAGGGGCAAGAUGAUAAUGGAGAAAAACCACGAGCUAGAGAGCGAGGGUGAAGCCAUGCCAUUGUUGCCUUCAAACUGUUCCACUUAUUUCAGCGCUAGCUCCGGCCCACGGCACGGUGAGUUCUUCUCGGCUGCCAAUCAUUCAGCUCAGGAUGUCACCAGAUGCUACACUAUGGAGCAGGAGCUUGUUUCCUGGACCGACAUACCUCGUUGA
Molecule: messenger RNA, 2283 nt
Organism: Triticum turgidum subsp. durum (durum wheat)
Lineage: Eukaryota; Viridiplantae; Streptophyta; Magnoliopsida; Poales; Poaceae
Source: the annotation of a GenBank genome assembly